AUGGCUGCCAGACGACGGAGAACGAGCGGCUGGAAUUUUCCUCUUGAUCCGGUCGGUUUUCUGCAAAAUCCGGCGACGUCGCUGCCGGCUGGCGUCGGAGAACAGGUGGGGAAGGACGGCGAAGUCAAGCCGGUCAUUUUGGGACCGAUCCCGGCCCAGGUGGUGGCCGGAGGUGGCGGUGGCAGCCGGUGGGCGCGCGGCUGCUACAGUAACCGGGGGGGGAUUUCGCGACAGGGAGGGAGAGAGAGACACGCGGAGAGAGAGAGAGAGAGAUAUAUAUAUAUAUAUAUAUGA
This is a messenger RNA of Prunus armeniaca (apricot), 294 nucleotides long. Lineage: Eukaryota; Viridiplantae; Streptophyta; Magnoliopsida; Rosales; Rosaceae. The record is from the annotation of a GenBank genome assembly.